CGCAGGGCUCGCCGCGGGCAGGGGCGCACCCCGCGCCCUGAGGCGCCGGGAGCGGAGCGGGGAGGCCGGCACUGCGGGCAGGGGCGUGCUGCAGCGCGCAGGGGCGGGCCGCGGAGCCCCGCUGCCGGCAGCCGGCUCGCUCGGCGCCCCUCUCCGCGGCGCGCACACCCAGACAGGCGCACACACGGCGGUACCCGCCCCUUCUCCCCGCCGCCCUUCUCAUCCCCGUCCAUGGCGCUGAGCACGGCAGCCCCCCGCUCCGCACGUGGCGGUGGGGCGGCUCGGCGCGGGCAUGGACCGCGGUGACUUCCCCAGCCCGGGGGCGGCGGCGGGCGCUGAAACCUCAGACCUAAUGGAAACUGGGGGCGAUGCCAGAUCGGCACCUCGGCGGGGAGGCAGAGGAGGAGGAGGCGGCGGCCGUGGCGGGUUUCCAGGGACUGCCGAGCCCGGCGCUCCCCCGGCUGCGGAGACGAGCAUGAAUAUUGAUGGGCCCGUCGGUGGCGGGAGGAGCGGGGCGGCCGCCGCUGCGAUGCCGGGAGCCCCUGUCCCGCCGCUCCGCGCCCCCUGCUCCAGGGACCCCAAAAUGGUUCAUCAGCGGUUCCUGCGGAGGAGCGUGGUGGACUCGGACCAGGAGGAACCUGCUUUCGACCUGCCCGAGUCGGAGCACCAGAGGAAGAUCAUCCUGCUCCCGAAAACCAGGCGGAUAAUCGCGGAGAGGGCCAAGGCGGGGCACGGCGGGGUGGAGGAGGUGUGCCUGGGCCCCCAGCCCCCGGGGCAGCCGAAGGCAGCGCCGGCCCCUGGCAGCGGCGCGGGGGCUGAAGAGCAGAAGGAACCUGGCAAGGAGGUGGAGAGGAAAGAGGCGUCGGAUGCCGCCAGAGAUCAGAGCAAGGCUAAGAAAGAGGAGCCCGAGGAGGAGGCUGACAUGAAAGCGGUUGCCACCUCGCUGGAUGGCAGGUUCCUAAAGUUUGAUAUUGAACUCGGGAGGGGAUCCUUCAAAACGGUCUAUAAGGGUCUGGACACGGAGACGUGGGUGGAAGUUGCGUGGUGUGAACUUCAGGACAGAAAACUCACAAAAGUAGAGAGGCAGAGAUUUAAGGAGGAAGCAGAAAUGUUGAAAGGUCUACAGCAUCCAAACAUUGUGAGAUUUUACGACUUCUGGGAAUCCUGUGUAAAAGGCAAAAGAUGCAUCGUGCUGGUUACUGAAUUGAUGACCUCUGGAACGCUGAAGACGUAUCUGAAGAGAUUUAAAGUGAUGAAACCAAAAGUCCUGCGUAGUUGGUGCCGGCAAAUCCUGAAGGGUCUUCUUUUCUUGCACACAAGAACUCCGCCAAUAAUUCACAGAGACUUAAAAUGUGACAAUAUUUUUAUUACUGGACCAACUGGAUCUGUGAAAAUAGGAGACUUGGGUCUGGCAACCCUCAAGAGAGCUUCUUUUGCCAAAAGUGUAAUAGGUACACCAGAAUUUAUGGCCCCGGAAAUGUAUGAGGAACACUACGAUGAAUCUGUGGAUGUCUAUGCUUUUGGAAUGUGCAUGUUGGAAAUGGCUACCUCAGAAUACCCUUACUCAGAAUGCCAGAAUGCUGCUCAAAUUUACCGGAAAGUAACCUGUGGUAUAAAGCCAGCAAGCUUUGAGAAAGUUACUGAUCCUGAAAUUAAGGAGAUAAUUGGGGAGUGCAUUUGCAAAAAUAAAGAAGAAAGAUAUGAAAUUAAAGAUUUAUUAAGCCAUGCCUUUUUUGCUGAAGAUACUGGGGUAAGAGUGGAACUUGCAGAAGAAGACCAUGGUAGGAAAUCCUCUAUUGCCUUAAGACUCUGGGUAGAAGAUCCUAAGAAACUGAAAGGAAAACCCAAAGAUAAUGGAGCCAUUGAGUUUACUUUUGAUCUGGAGAAGGAAACUCCUGAUGAUGUUGCACAAGAAAUGAUUGACUCUGGAUUUUUUCAUGAAAAUGAUCUCAAGAUAGUUGCAAAGUCAAUACGUGACAGAGUAGCAUUAAUACUAUGGAGAAGAGAGAGAAUUUGGCCUAGGAUGCAGUCAGAGGAACGGCGGGACUCCGAAUGUCUGGAGAAGUUGAAGACGCCGCAUGCACAGCAGGUCCAGGUCACCUACCUUUCUCACACUGGUCACCAUGUCCUGUCGGAGUCGGAGGAGCCAGAGGCGGACCAGCAUCCCUUUCAGCAAAACCUGCCCACCAGCGUCACGUCUGUUGCGUCUGACAGCACAUUUGACAGUGGCCAGGGGUCCACUGUUUAUUCAGACUCCCAAAGCAGCCAGCAAAGCGUCAUCUACUCGUCUCUGCCAGACCCGGCACCUCCGACUAUCCAACGGGUGUACAGCCCCCCUCUGAGCGAGAGCCAGGCUGUGCCCCAUAGCCUUCAGCAGCUGGGGCACUACCAGCAGCCCUCCGGACCUGGCCUCUCCGCGGUUCAGGCUGCACCCGCGGUGGUGUCCCAGCGGCCCCAGCACUACCAGGAGCCAGCGAUGCCGUUCCCUGUCGUCCAGCCCACCACCGUUGCCUCGCUACCGCUGGGGCAGCCGCAGCCAGGGCUGGCUGGUCAGCAGCAGCCAGCCAUGUCACAGCAAGCUUCUCUGCAGCAGGUGCUUGCCAGCCAGCCGGUCUGCCCAAUCCAGCCCGCGCCCCAUCUCUUGCCCCCGUACCAGCCACAGAGCUCCCCGGUGGCAGCCAGCAGCACACCGCUGAAACCCCUUCAGAUUUCUACCGUGCCACAGCUUCCCCCGGUGGCCCCUUCCCAGAUUCCUCAGUUUCCUGUCAUUCCUGCAAUUACUCCUCUGGCAGGACUUGACAGCCUUCCUCCAAACCUCUCUGAUAUACCUGCUGCAAACGUGCCCCCCAUACCUGCUCCUUCUCAGUAUUUUGCUCCAGCCGUGAUUUUACCCAGCCUCCCCAUGAACCCCGCUCUGCCUAUGGCACCGAACUCCCCCGCCCUCCCCAUGCAGGCAGUCAACCUUCCUCAUACGACCGUGGCUUCUUUGGUCUUACCCUGCCAAACAAUAGUGCCAAAUAUGUCAGCCGCGACGAUACCGUUGCUUGCUGUGGCUCCGCCGGGAGUGCCGGCGCUGCCACCGCAUCCCGGGGUGCCCCAGCUGCCCCAGCAGCAGAUGUACCAGACCGCCUUCCAGCAGAUCAUUCAGAGCGAAGCGCCCUCUCCCCACCACGCGCAGAGCACGCCAGCCGUGUCCCAGCCGCAGCAACCUCCACCUCCUCAGGCGCUUCAGCCAAGCGUAAUCCAUCCUUCAGAACAGACUUUGCCUGCGCCCGGGGCUGGUCACCAGCAGAUGACUGGACACACGCAGUACGCUUUGGAAGCUGGAGCCCAGGUGCCUGUGCUGCCGGUGCAACCUUCGAUAGUCAUGUCACCGCCUUUGCAGUUGCAGCCUGAACUGUUGCCUCCCCGCGUCGCUCCAGAAGGCAUUUCCCAGAUUCAUGGCAGCCUUGCUACGGCGAGUCCGCCUGUCCCCAUAGAUCAUUGUCUGCCUCUCCAGCCUUCUGGUCUGCUGCAGCUUCAGCCCGAGCUCCCCCAGCCGCUGGGUCAGCAGCUCCCAGCUCCCUGCUCAGCUCUCCAGCCAGUCGCGGAGACGUCUCAAGAGGAGCAGGCAAUACAGGACAAACUUCAGACUCUGUCACAGAGCUGUGAAAGCUACAUGAGUCCAGAUGUUGCUUCAGGUAAAGAGAUGAGUGACAGCUUUGAAGGAGCAAUAGGAAGUGGAAAACAAGAAGGAAAGUCUUCAAAGAAACAUAAGAAAUCUACACGCGCUCGUUCGCGCCAGGAGAAGUCCAGCAGACCCAAACUGACCAUAUUAAAUGUUUGUAACACGGGCGAUAAGAUGGUGGAGUGCCAGCUGGAAACACACAAUCACAAAAUGGUGACUUUUAAGUUUGAUUUGGAUGGUGACGCACCAGAGGAAAUCGCUACUUACAUGGUAGAGAAUGAAUUCAUACUGCAGAGUGAAAAAGAGACGUUUAUUGAACAAAUGAAAGAUAUUAUUGAUAAAGCAGAAGAUAUGCUCAGUGAAGAUACAGAAGGAGAGCGAAGUUCUGAUCAGGGAACGAGUCCCCAACAAGAUACCGAUAGACUGGAAAUGAAUGAGGAGAAGCGGCAGUCUCAAAUGAAGACACCUGUGUAUCAACAGAAUGUUUUGCAUACUGGAAAAAGGUGGUUUAUUAUAUGUCCCGUUGUGGAAAACUCUGCUACUGAUGCACCAGAAUUUUCUCCGCCGGUACCUCAGAGUACACAGCAGGCUGAAGGGCCAGAUCUGGAACAGUCGGAUGAUCAGCAAGCGAGCUCUGCGGUGACAGAUCUGCCCGGUGUCUUACCUGGUCAGCAGCUUCCCCUGCAAGCAGGUGUAUGUGACAGCCCCAUGGGAGCCUCUCCGUCCCUGGCGCAAGUUCCUGCCGCAGCAUCAACUGCCGGCUUGCUGAGCCAGGCAGAGUUCUCGGCUCCAGUGCUCCCAGGAUCUGCUCCAAAUAUCCUAGAGCAGGCGGCUGCUAACGGAGGUCCGCUGAAGGCAGCGAUACCCGGUCAGCCGGGCACUCCUGCCCCCCGUGCCGCCUUGCUGGAGGAGCCUUCCGACGCUGUCCUUGCUCCUCAGCACCUGCAGCCGCAGCCCGACGAGGGCACGUGCAUCCCUGACGUGGAGAUAGCGUGCUGCAGCGUCGGGCCGCACAAGUCAGUCCCGGCAGCUCCUGCGAAGGCAGCAGAGCUCUGCCCGCUCCCCGUGCUCCCGGACGCCGUCGUUUUGGAGCGGCAGCCUGUGGCGCAGGUCCCUCACCUGCCGGAGGCCAGCCAGCCCGGCGUGGUGCCGCACUCCUUCGUGAGCCAGGCAUUCCCUGCAACCGCCGCCUCUGAUCCUCUUGGUCUGGCAGGGUCUCAGCUGCAGAGCCCUACUCAGGUGCCAGCGGCCGCACCGCAGCAGCACGCCAUGCUGUCCCAGGCGCAGCCCCUAGCCUGUGCCGGUGUGGGGAUCAGCCUGCUGCAACAGCAGCCACCUGGCACCGCCGAGUCCGACGGAGAGGGGCCACCCAGGGUGGACUUCGUUGACAACACAAUAAAAAGCCUCGACGAGAAAUUGCGCAAUUUGCUUUACCAGGAAUACGUUCCUACUUCUUCUGCAUCGGCAGGGACUCCAGACACCUCUGUCCCAUUAGAACAGGGCGACAGCGAAUUGAGCUUGCCGCCUUUUCCCGAAGAUCACGUUCCCACAUUGGCAUUGGAUUUGAGAGAACCUGGCCGUAACGUUGCAGACACCGGGCAGGAGGUGAAAGCUGCUGCCGAGGCCCGGUUGGUGCCACUCAUACCGUCGGAGAUGUCCCCCUACCCAGCACCGUUUGAGAAGUUGGAGGUCACCGGCAUCAGUGCUCAUUCCUCGGAAGCAGGAGGUGGGUCAGCAGGCAGAAAAGGUUCAGCUGCAAGCAUCACUUCAGCUCCCGCUGCUACAACAAAAGGCCUCCUUCAGGUUGCACCUACAUCACCAAGCAUAACUAAACAGAUGGAAACUUCUAAAAGGAGCGAGAAGGCAAAGACUGUGACUUCGUCUGCGCACACGGAUAAUGUAACGCAGAUAUCUACAGCAGAUGGGGUGAUAAAUAACCUUCAAAGGGAUGACUCUCUAGACUCUGGUUCCUAUGGAAAACAGGCUGAAGCUCAUGAUAGCGGUACACCAGCCAAAACUAUUGGCAGGUUUUCAGUAAUCAGCACGCAAGACGAAUUAACUUUAACAGCGCCGCACUGCUUAAGGUUCUCGGCACCCCCAGACGUCUAUUUGGAUGAGCUGCCUUCCAGCCCUGAUCUGAAGACAGCUGUCCGACGGGUGCAGACGGCAUCUUCUGUCGAUGUCCUCUGCGACCAGGGUUCAAGUGAUUCUGCUGAUGAGCCUUUCCAUCGGCAGUCAGCUGCGGCUGCCCAACUGUCCCCCCCGAGCAGUAGCGCAGCCACUGACUUAAUUAAAAAAGCAGCUGCUUUCCUGCAAAGAUCUGGCAAGACUAGCUCGCCGGGCCUUGAGUCACCUAACGGGCAAGGAGCUAAAAUUCCUACCAUCAACAUAACGUCUUUCCACUCACAGUCAUCCUACAUGAGCAGCGACAACGACUCGGAAUUUGAAGACGCAGAUAUGAAGAAAGAAUUGCAGAACCUGAGAGAAAAGCAUAUGAAAGAAAUUGCUGAACUUCAGACUCAACAGAAAAAUGAGAUAGAGGCACUGUAUAUUCGGUUAGGGAAACCCCUUCCUCCCAACCUGGGGUUCCUUCACUCAGCCCCACCAAGCAGCCGUCGCCGAAGAACCAGCAAAAAUAAAUUGAAAGGUGGAAAACUAUUAAACCCUCUGGUCCAGCAGCUCAGGAGUGGAACAUCAAGCACAAGUAAUCUUUCAGACUCUAAAGACUCACCCCACAAAGAAACCACUAAAACUCAGCCUGGCUCUCCAGAAGCAGCAGCAGUCACUUCCCCAGCACCGGCCGCCUUUGGGAAGGCUGUUCAGACACAGCAGCCCUGCUCCGUCAAAGCCUCUUUGUCUUCUGACAUCUGCUCCGGCUUAGGCCCCGAAGGAGGUGACGUGAACGCGAGCUCUGGCCAAGGCUGGACGGUUUUCCACCAAACGUCUGAGAGAGUGACCUAUAAAUCUAGUAGCAAACCUCGUACCAGAUUCCUCAGUGGACCUGUGUCUUUGUCCAUCUGGUCCACCUUGAAACGACUAUGUCUAGGCAAAGAUCACAGUAGUAGAUCCUCGACAAACAGUCUCGUAACGUGUCCUGAGCCCCUCCCGCAAUCAACCCUGCAGGUUCAGGCCAACAACAGUAACAACAAGAAAGGGACGUUCACAGACGAUCUUCACAAGCUGGUUGACCAGUGGACAAGCAAAACUGUUGGAGCUGCACAGACAAAACCUUCUUUAAACCAACUGAAGCAGAACCAAAAAAGGCAAGACAUGGAGCCAAAGGCUAAUCCCAUGCAAACACAGAAUGAGACAUGUGGAGUUAAUUCGGUAAGAACGGGAUUGGGGAAAAAGUGCGUUGUUCCAGCGUCUUGCCCCGUGCCCGCUGCGUUAGCUCCUGGAGCUUCGCCGUCCCUGCCAGUGCCUGUGCCAGGGCCUGCCCUUUCUGGCACGGUGCCGCCUUACCUGAUGCCUCUCUGUCCCUACGGAGGAGUUUUCCCUACACCUGUUUACGGAGUGCCGUGGUCGGGGCCGGCCGCGCAGCCCGGCCUCGCGCGGUUCUCGCCUCUCGGCAAAACCUGCUUGCAGAUGUACCCGGUGCCGCUGCAGCGACCCGCUGCCGAGCCGCCUGGCCCGCACCUGCGGAUGACGUAGCUCGGUGGCCUCGCCAUAGGUAACGGUGAUUUUGGCGUUGUCACGUGGAGUGUUUGAUCUGUAGAUGCCAUAUGUGUUGGACGAGGCGGGGGUCCGGGUGAGGCCCGCUAGCGUACACAGCCAUACACCGCAUCCAGCAAUCACUGUGAAAUGGUCUCACAAAAGAUAGCGCGUCUGUUACGGCAAUAUCUGCUUCCGUUGCAUCGCUGAAGACACUUUAUUCUGUUGUGUUCUGGUGUUUUACACUUGCGAUCCUUAAAGUCGAUGUACUUGAAUUGAUGAUUGGAAAAUUGUACUAACCCCUGCAGGAGUACAGUGCCUUGAAUCUCAGCUUUUCAGUUCCAGCUGGAAAGAGAUGUAAAAUUAUUCGAAAGGUGUAUUUUAUUUACAAGCUGCUUGCGAGUUGAAGUUCUUUUUAUUUGCGAAAAUAUUGAAGGUUUACAGUCGACGUUCUUCAUCAGUUUCAUUCUGCUGUAAAUGCUUUUAUUUUAAUUCACGGGUCGAAUUUUCAUUUCUGAAGCUUUUUUAAAAAAAAAAAAAAAAAUUGUGAGGUGAGAUUUGUUUGAGAUGCCGAUCAAAAAAUCGUUUGUGUUUGUACAAGGAGUAGUGAAAUGCACAUUUUAAAAUAGGAGCAUUUACAGAGUGAUCCAAGUAAGUUGUAUAUAAGGACAGGUAACAGCUUCGGGCAGUGCAAUUCAUUCUCUUCCUCAGUCUUUGGGAAAAGUUGUUGUAGACGGCAACUUAUUUCUGUAACCGGCAGGCAAAUCCUGUUUUCUUCUGGAUCGGCAGCAAAUUGCAUUACGUUUUCUUUGCCAUACUGGGCUUUUCUAAUUCAGUUAAAUUGCAAAUUCACGCAUGUUCCCCAAGUGAAGAAAUCUAACUCAAAUCUUGAUUGUAGGAGAACCCGUCUCCGUUACUGUACGAACCGUGUAAGUACAGCACUCGCGUGUGGUCUGGCUUCGGUUCGGCCGCCGAGGUUAAGAACGGUGUUUUGCCACUGACGCGCUAGCAGCAUCCACACUAAAACGGAAUAAAAAUGUGAAGCUAUUCUUUUUCAUAUCUGAUACUUCGGUUUUGGAGUCUCACCAACUCUUGUUUGAAAUUUGGGGUUUUUUUUUUACUUUUUUUAUCUUUUUUUCUUUUUAGCGUUAAUUAAGUUUGCGCUCUAGGUGGCGUGGACACCCCUCUCCUGUUUGAAAGUUGCUUUUUGCCCAUUUUACUGUGCGUAGAGUCUCCGCCUGCACCUCUCGUUCUAAAGGCACAAGAUAACCACUAAAACUGAUUUGCUGAUGGUAAGUCUCCUUUCCCUCGGAAGCGCUAAGGGCGAGCAUCCCAGGUCGCAUCCGAAGGCACGAUGCUCGGGAUCUCCGCUGCGAUGACGUUUUACACUGUCUGCUGGAGGGCAGAGAUGUCUUGUGCUGCCAAGCUGUGAAUUGUAUAGUUCUAUUGUACUUCGAGCAUUAUAUCUGUCUAAAUUAUUUUGUUUGUACCCUUUGAAAAUAUUAUUCCAUCAAUUCAGUUAGAAUUGAAUUUUAUAGAGAAAUAUGCAGAGUCUUCUGCCUGGGCAAAAUACUUACUGUAGUAAGAGAUUUCUGUUCUCUGUAACAUGUAUCUUUAAUUUGUUUGGGUUUUUUAGAGUCACAUCUGUAUGCUUCAUGAGCAAACAUGGAAAAUAUGUUCUCACACCAGUUUUCCUUCAGCUUGCACUGAAUCUUACAGUUUAUGUCGCUAUUGCCUGUUGUAUAGUCCAUCCCUUGUAUACUGACAAAGUCAGUGGCACUAAAAACCCCGAGAAAUUGUAUAGAUUAAAAAGAAGAAAAAUAAACAUUUUGUGCUUGAAAAUUGUGUGAAAAACCCAGUGUUUUUCUAAAACGUAGACUUGUGUCCGUUCCCAGCUGUUCCGGGUAACUUUACAUUUGUUUUCCAGACUCUUAUCCCUUGACUUGCGUAGAAGGAGCAGACAUGAUGCCUCCGCUGUCUCUCAGGUUCUGCCCCUAACUGACGUGUCCCACCUCUUGGCAGCUGUAGGAGCCACACGGUGCCCCGGAAGUCGCGUAGUGCCACCUCGCAGGUUACGUUGCCUGAAGUUCCCCUGCCCGCUGCAGCGUUUCCGGGGUCGCGCUGCUGCAAAGCAGACCAGACCGGAACAUUAAACGGGUUCCUCUAAGCAGGUGGUGCCUUCAGUAUGGUACGCGCGAGGAUGGCAGAGUUUGGUAGGCCGUGCAAGAGGCGUGUGGACUGCGUCUCUCCUGCACUGAAAAGCGCUAGGGAAGCCCUUUUAACUUGAUCCUGGCGUCACGUAAAUGCGAGGAAGCGAAGAUACGACGUUCAGCCUCGAUGCAAGAGCCCUCUUGGCAGUCGCCAUCGUUGGUGUAGGCUGCAGGAGAAGGGAUGUGCAGGAAGAGGUUUGAUGCGCCUGCUUCUGUCUUCCUGUGCAUCCGACCCACGCGGCUUUGCUGUAUGUGCUGCGCGCGUUCGAAGGUCCGUGGCCUGUGCUGCAGCUCGCUGGGAGGCUUCCUCCCCCGGGCCGGCGGCUGCGUUGCAUGCGCUGUGUGCCCGGGCAGAGCCGGCGGCGGGCAGCCUGCGUGAGCGAGGCUUGAACGCAGCUUCCAAACGUCCAGUGGGUGUGUUCCUAACCAUCGCAUCUCUAGCUGGUACUGGGGCCACACAGCGGCUCUGAGGCUGAUGCUGGCAUUUCGGUAUUCAGGAUUUUAAUUUUCCAAUAGCUGUCUUGGCUGCAAUUUUCUAUUAACCUCAAGCUCUGUGUUGUUACCCUCGAUGGUGCCGAUGGCAUCAAAGGGUUCUCUGACCCUCGGUGGCAGUUAAGCAAAUGACGUGAGAUGAAAAAAAUGGGACAACUUCUUGAGCAAAAGGUGAGCAAAGGAGCAAGAGGGACCCGAGGGGUCCGUGCUGUGCCGUCAGAGGUGGGGGGGUCUGUACCCAAAAAGACAUUCCCCUGCAGAUCCCAGAACCGAACUGACUUUAUUCCCAACUUUGACUAUUGCUUUGAUGUGCAGCAACCAGGGGUCAAACCCGCUGCGCAGAAUUCCUUGCCUCGCCAGUUGCAGGCCUGCAGCCGUGUGCCGUAGCUCUGCCAUCUCCUGACGUUCCCAGCGCUGCUCUGCAAGGACGCGUGUGCCGGCAGUACGGAUCCUCAGCUUUAAAUACGAGGUUUCGAUGGGGGAGUUCGCAGAUCCCCCAAUUUUCAAUCUGUUAGAACUUGUAGAAACUUAAUACAAAUAUUGAAAGAAUGUUUUAAACUGCCAAGUCACCCACCCAGUAGUUUGGAAUUGCCAAAUUAAGUUUGCGCAUAUGCCGCUAAUUUGGCUCUCCAUUUGCCGUACAUCGUGAUGGAGUAUCUAAGAGCGUAAUGGCAUCCUGUUUUCCCACCGCAUCCCCGGCUUGCUUGGAGCGGGGUCGGGCGGGGAGGAGAGCUGGUGCUGCUCGUCUGCCGCGGGGAUGCAAAGUGGGCAGCGGAGGUGGCAGGGAGAAACGUCUGAGCGGUUUGAGGCUCUUCUGCAAAUCCCAAUUCAACCUCCCUGACACAGAUUUCAUUCAAAAGAAUGAUGUAAAAUUGUCCCUUGCGGUUUCUUUGCAUGUUUAACUCUGGUCUUCGUUCCACAACUUUAAAGAGGAAAUAUUACUUAACUAUUGCUUUACACCUACCUCCAAAGCGCUUCUUUUUUGCUGUCUGUUGUUUAACUUCUUUAUUUUUCUCUGAAAUAUUUGCCGUUGGCUGGUAUCGGAGACAAGGCAAGGGAUUGAAUGGGCUGAAUGUGGCGGUUUCUUUGCUCCCACAGAGAUAUUCGUGUUCAGGAACAGGGCGCUCUCGUGCUAAAUGGCAGUAUUUCCAAAAUGAACUUAACCAAAUUGCGGGGUUUGUCGUUUGGUAUGUGUGGUAGGAAAUCCCUAAUACUUUUGAAUCAGUCGUUAGUUUAACUUGGCUUUGUCAAUAGUUGCUCUUUCCCUUCAAGCUUUUUUUUUUUUUUUUUUUUGUCCCAGUGCACGCUAUUUUCAAUUCCGAGAACAUUCAGAAUUUUUCCAAACAAGCCCCGUCCUUCUACAUUCUUUGGAAGUUGGCCUUGGCGAGUGAUAAUCAGAAGUCUCCCUUCUGAAACUAUUUGACCUCAGCAUUGCUUUCCCUGUCCCCCCCACC
Molecule: messenger RNA, 11474 nt
Organism: Grus americana (Whooping crane)
Lineage: Eukaryota; Metazoa; Chordata; Aves; Gruiformes; Gruidae
Gene: WNK2
Product: WNK lysine deficient protein kinase 2
Exons: 29
Coding region: 293-7318 (2341 amino acids)
Biological process (GO): monoatomic ion homeostasis; positive regulation of potassium ion import across plasma membrane; intracellular signal transduction
Cellular component (GO): cytosol; cytoplasm
Molecular function (GO): ATP binding; protein serine/threonine kinase activity; chloride channel inhibitor activity
Source: RefSeq, a predicted model, not a curated record